Molecule: messenger RNA, 1197 nt
Organism: Lodderomyces theae
Lineage: Eukaryota; Fungi; Ascomycota; Pichiomycetes; Serinales; Debaryomycetaceae
Gene: PTC7
Product: type 2C protein phosphatase
Exons: 1
Coding region: 1-1197 (398 amino acids)
Source: RefSeq, a predicted model, not a curated record
AUGCUUGUUUCAGCAAGAGUAUUCAGAUAUUGCUUGAUAAUUGCCAUUGUAGCCAUGUUGGUUUCCAUAAUAUCGAAAAGAUCCGUCCCAUUUGGUGGCAGUAUACUAAAAUCAUCAACUGUAAAAUCAAUACGAUCGUUUUCAUACACCAGCUCGUCAUCAAAUGGCGGAGAGGGCGGUGAUUAUUCAUCGUGGAGCUCUCAUGGUAGUAGCAAAUCAUACUCGACAUCAUCAUCAUCAUCAUCGUUCACGAAUCCAAAUGCACAAUCCACAUCUUCACCACCAGUUACGACCAGCACCGCUUCCCUAAAUUACGACAGUGCAUUGACAACGUUUUCCAACUACAGUGUUGCCGUGGCUUAUCAACCAAAAGAUAGAAAACCAAGCUCAAACAUGUUCAAGAAAUCUAACAGAAGUCCAGCUUUGGAUUCACCAAGUGGCGAAGAUAAUUUGUUUGUCUCCUCACAGGUGCUGGAUGGAUCAAUAGCAGUGGGGGUGGCAGAUGGUGUUGGAGGAUGGUCCGAAGCUGGGUAUGAUUCAUCGGCCAUAUCGCGAGAGUUGUGCUCAAACAUGAGAAAGGGGUUCGAAAGUGCCGGAAAUGCAUCAACAACACCAAAGUCAGUAUUGGACAACGCGUUUAAAGAAGUUUUACAAUCGGAAGCAGUUGAGAUUGGCGGAACUACAGCAUGUUUGGGAGUUUUCACUCCCGAUUUGAAAUUGCGUGUCGCAAACUUGGGCGACUCAUGGUGUGGAUUAUUCAGAGAGUAUAGGCUCGUUAAGGAGACAAAUUUCCAAACACACAACUUCAACACCCCGUACCAAUUGGCCAAAAUACCACAACAUAUAUUGAGAAAAGCAGCCAUGGAGGGAAGAAGAUAUAUUAUAGAUGAACCGAAAUUGGCUGAUGAAUACUCGUGGGAUUUGCAAAAGGGGGACAUAGUCAUGUUUGCCACCGAUGGGGUUACUGACAAUGUUGUUCCCAAGGAUAUAGAAAUCUUUUUGAAAGAUCAUUUGGAAGAUAAGAAGGAUGCCAAGUUGAAUGACGUAGCAAAGAAAUUUGUCAGUGAAGUGGUGAAAGUGAGUAAAGAUGGUAAUUUCCCUAGUGCUUUUGCCCAGGAGUUGUCUCGAUUGACAGGGCAAAAGUACUUGGGAGGGAAAGAGGAUGAUAUAACUGUUGUGCUUGUAAAAGUUGUAUAG